Molecule: messenger RNA, 3022 nt
Organism: Medicago truncatula (barrel medic)
Lineage: Eukaryota; Viridiplantae; Streptophyta; Magnoliopsida; Fabales; Fabaceae
Product: protein ENHANCED DISEASE RESISTANCE 2
Exons: 21
Coding region: 491-2674 (727 amino acids)
Molecular function (GO): lipid binding
Source: RefSeq, a predicted model, not a curated record
ACAUAAUUAAUGAUUAACUAAUUAAAAUAAUCAAUCUUAUUGUUCACUGAUAUUGAAGACAAAUAAACUCUUUAUAGAUCGAUUCAACACAUAAAUUAUUUAUAACAUCGGAGAUUUAAAGUCAUCACCACCUAACCAACUUGGAAGCAAGGGGUUAAUAGUACCCGAACUAGAUUAGAUGCGUAAGAGAGAAGAAAGGAUUUAGUGAGGAGGGAGAAAAUGGUAAUUUAAGGUGGGUCGAAUUUGCAUUUACUCGACAGCGAGCAACAUUUGUCUGUUAUGGCAGAGGCAUAAACUCAAACACUUUGAUUGCAUUGAUUUCUUCGUUCAAUUUGCAACUACUGCAAUUCCAAAGAUUCCUUUCUUCUGCACAUUGCAUUCAUCACUUCAAUCUUCAUUUCAUUCAAUUUCUUAGCUCAAUGAUUUCAAUUCAAAUUAUUUCAUUUUCAUAAAUUUGACAAAAAUAUUGUGAAAAUUUGAUAAUAAGAGAAUGAAUAAUGAAAAUGAAACUGCAAUAUCAAACAAUGGAAGUAAAAUGGAAGGUUGGUUAUACCUAAUUCGUUGUAACCGUUUUGGACUUCAAUUUUCUAGAAAACGUUACUUUGUUCUUCAUGAUCAUCUUCUUCGUAGUUUCAAAUCCAUUCCCAAUUCUACCGAUCAGGAUCCUGUGAGAAGUGCUAUUGUGGAUUCAUGCAUUCGUGUAAUGGAUAAUGGAAGAGAGAGUAUUAAUAGAAAAGUGUUCUUUAUAUUCACACUCUAUAAUACCUCGGAUCACAAUGAUCAAUUAAAGUUAGGAGCGAGUCGUCCUGAAGAAGCAGCGAGGUGGAUUCAGUCCUUUAAUGAAGCGUCUUUAAAGGGUGCCCCGGAAGCUAUAGGAUGUUCCAAGAGGAGAUGGCAAUCCUUUAGCUUAAGGGGAUCUUCUAGUAGAAGUCAACAAUAUUCUAUAGACUGGACACUUUCUUCUUCUGAUGUUAUUGCCCCGUCAACUUGGACUAUCUUCGGCUGCCAAAAUGGUUUACGAUUAUUCAGGGAAGCAAAAGAUAGGGGUUCUUGUGGGAAGAAAUGGGAUGAUCACCCUGCAAUAAUGGCUGUUGGUGUGGUAGAUGGAACUUCAGAAGCCAUUUUCCAGACUCUUAUGUCACUUGGUCCUUCAAGAUCAGAAUGGGAUUUCUGUUUCUACAAGGGGAAUGUAGUUGAGCACCUGGAUGGUCACACCGACAUUAUUCACAAGCAGCUCUAUAGUGAUUGGUUGCCUUGGGGAAUAAAACGAAGAGACCUUUUGUUGCGGCGCUAUUGGAGGAGAGAAGAUGAUGGAACCUAUGUUAUUCUUUACCAUUCCGUGUUUCACAAGAAGUGUCCUCGCCAGAAAGGCUAUGUUCGUGCCUGCCUUAAAAGUGGAGGUUAUGUUAUAUCACCGGCGAACAUGGGAAAGCAAUCUGUUGUAAAGCAUAUGCUUGCUAUUGAUUGGAAAAGCUGGAGAUCUUAUCUCAAAUCCUCAUCGGCAUACUCCAUGACCAUUCAAAUGCUUGGGAGAGUUGCCGCAUUAAGGGAGUUAUUUAGAACUAGACUAGGGAAUUGCACUUUGUCUGAUUAUUCAUCUGGAGAGUUGACAAGAAACAGAAGGAAUAGUCCGAAGGAAGAAUAUGCCAGCUCUGAUACUCAAAUACAGGCAGAUGAGAACAAUCAUGAUAACUCAAUCGGAGAAGUAGAACCAACACAAUCAGAGCAUGCAAGCCUUGUUAGUUUAAAUGAUGCUGAUGAUGAGUUUUAUGAUGUUAUGGAACCAUCAAACUGUGAUGAGUCAGAAAAGGGAUGGAUGACUGAAUGUAGUCACCAGAAGUCUCAGGACAUCCGCCACCAAAAGUUAUCAACUGCUGCUAAUUUUGUGAGAAAACUGCACGAUCUUGCAGUUCAUAAAAGGGGUUAUAUGGAUUUGCAAGAGAUGGUUAGGGAAGAGAGCAUUUCAUGCCCGUACGGAUCCACUCUUCCAAAAGAUCCUACGUGUACAUUACCUUGCAGUUUGACGGAAGCAGAUCCUUCUACUUUCCUGAUUCGUGGAGAGAAUUAUCUUGAAGACCACCAAAAGGUUAAAGCAAAAGGGACUUUGAUGCAAAUGGUUGCUGCAGAUUGGUUGAGAUCUGACAGAAGGGAAGAUGAUCUUGGUGGCCGUCCUGGGAGCAUUGUGCAGAAAUAUGCAGCACAGGGUGGGCCUGAGUUCUUCUUCAUUGUAAACAUCCAGGUUCCAGGUUCUACAACAUAUAGCUUGGCACUAUACUAUAUGAUGAACACCCCGGUGGAAGAUGCUCCUUUGCUUGAUAGUUUUAUCAAAGGUGACAAUGCCUUCAGAAAUUCAAGAUUUAAACUCAUACCAUACAUAUCUGAGGGUUCAUGGAUAGUAAAACAGAGUGUGGGAAAGAAGGCGUGCUUAGUUGGACAAGCUCUGGAAAUCAACUAUUUCCAGGGAAAGAACUAUUUGGAAAUUGGGGUUGAUGUUGGAUCAUCAACUAUUGCAAGAGGUGUUGUAAAUCUUGUACUUGGGUACCUCAACCAUCUUGUUAUUGAGAUGGCAUUUUUAAUACAGGGAAACACACGUGAAGAGCUUCCUGAGGUUCUUCUUGGAACCUGCCGCCUUAACCAUCUGGAUGCUUCCAAAGCUGUUUGUCUAAAGCCUUGAUUUCCAGUGGGACUUGUGACAGUUACCUUUUGGAAGAGGGAAAUCCAAGUUGCAAAUGUAGAUAAUUGAAAUUGAAAUUCUAGAUUCUUGUCUCCAUAUACCUGCUUUCACAAAUCAUCAUUUGUUCAAUCAUUUUGAAUCACACGGUAGUUUGUGGUGCUGUGAGCAUUGUUAGGAUGAAUGGUAGGAGUAGGACGAAUGUUUUGUAAAAUAAAAAAGUUACAUUUGUUUAUUAAAAUUGAUUUUUUUUGGUCUCCGAUUUAAAUGUGGUAUUCAUUCCUUUCGCAUUUGUAACAAGGAAAUCUUGGCAAUUAUUCAUGGGAGAAGAAAGUUUUUCAAUUUAUUUCA